Messenger RNA from Caenorhabditis auriculariae, 8055 nucleotides. NCBI's taxonomy places the organism in Eukaryota, Metazoa, Nematoda, Chromadorea, Rhabditida, Rhabditidae. The record is from the annotation of a GenBank genome assembly.
AUGAUGUGCCCACCGUACCAACUUUCCUUCCGGGUCAAGUUUUAUGUCGGUGAACCGAGCAAACUCCGGGAAGAGUAUACCAGGUGAAAAGAGAAACUUCCUUCUGAAAAAAAAACUUGAAAUUCGGCUAGGAGAAUAUUUCAUUGUUACUGAAAGUGGUCUGUUUCGAGAAGUUAAUCUACAUAUUAUUAUAGACUAUGGUGGAUUUUUGGUAUUAUGAAAGAGGUCCCUGGAGAACAACCUUCAAGGGUUCUCAUGGUAUAGUCCAUUUUUCCCCGACUUGAAAGGCGAGGGAGGCGGGGCAAGGGGCGGGACGCGUAGCGUGUGCGUUCGCGGUUCUUGGCGCCAGUUCAAUUCAACCGCCAGCGACUCUUUGAAAAGCCCGUUUUUCGCUUUUUUCAUUCCUUUUUCAAUUAUUUGUAUGUUCAUGUGGGCAUCAAAAAUAGUUGAAAAUACAGAAAAAGAACGGUUGCCGAGCUUUUUAAAUAGUAGACGGCGAUUGAAUUAAACUCGUGCCAAGAACCGCGAACGCACACGCUACGCGUCCCCUCCCUUGCCCCGCCUCCUUCGUAUUUCAAGUCGAGAAGCAUUGACUAUAUUCUUGAUAAAGUUGCUCGAUGGAGAAAAUUGAAAAAUAAAUAGUUUUCAGAUAUCAUCUAUUCCUACAAGUUCGAUCCGACAUCCGCGAGGGUCGACUCGUCUGCUCCGAAGCUUCUCUUGCUCUCCUGGCUAGUUAUGCCCUCCAAUGUAAAUUCUUUUCCAUUCCAAGUUUAUAAAGUUUUGCGGAAGUUAUUUUCCUGAAAAUGAAUAUUCUCGACGUAUCAGAAGAAUUCCCAACCGGCAUAAUUCUCUAGUUUUCGAGAAAUAAAAGCUCAAAGCCUCAAUAUGGCUCAUUUUAACAGGUUUUUAGGGUUAUCUUUGACUUUAGGGCGGUCUUUCUUGGAAAACUAGGAAGUUGUCCAGGUUGAGACUUGCGGGAUCUUCUCAUCGAGGAGUGUCACUGGAAAAAAAAAAUAAUCAAAAUUUCAGCGGACAUUGGUGACUACAACUCCGAGGAGAACGGCCAAGGGUACAACGAAAACUUGAGAUUUUCGCCCCAUCAACCCGACGACUUCCUUCGACGAGUUGCCGAGCUUCAUCGUCUUCAUGUGUGAGGAUUUGUAGUUUGAUCAGUUUUGACUUGAAGAAUUUUUUUAAAAGAUUUUCACACGAUUCACACCCGUCCGGUUUUCUGCUACGCCGUCUCCAAUAGACACUGUAAAAAAUGAUUAAAGCUAUUUUUUUGGCAUUAACAGAUAAAAAAAUUACAGAAAAAAAUUAACUUUUUUUACUAACAAAAAAAAUUCUCAAAUUAGGUCAUUUUUUUCGAAACUUGUUUGCAAAAAUUUUAAUUGUUAAAAACUAAAUUUGAGUCUUGAAAUUUUUCAAAUUGUAUUUUUCUUCAAGUUUGCCGCCUUUUUUUGUUCGAAAAAAAUUCGUUAUAAUCGCCAAAAAAACCGCGGUCGGUGUAUGCACAAUAUAAAUCUACAGUACGCCAAAUCCCGAUAAGCUGAUGCGGAUUCCUUGAAAUUUGGUGACAAAAUUCGAUUUGAAAGUUUUUUUGUGGCUGAACUUAAGCUUUCUCAUCAUGAUACCUUUUAAGGACCUUAAAAUUUAGGUAACGCAAGUAUUUUUCCCAAAACGACAUGAAAGGAAAUUUUGAGCGUUCUUCUCCGCUUCACUUUAACAAUUUCAUCAAGUUUUUGAAAGAACAAAAAAUGGCAAAAAUAGAUUCCACCGAAAGGAGUCGAACCUGGGUCAUAGUCUCCGUGGUGCAAAGCCGCUAGCCACUAGACCAUUCCUGGCACGAACGAUUGAAGGUGUAAUAACUCGACUAGAACACCAAAUGGCUCUCUAAGAAAAAGAUGGCAUGGAAUGGGCUAUACAUAUUUUUCCACAACAUCAAAUGAGGAAUACGUCUCGAAGUUAUGUUUAUCGAAAAGAAACAGUGAUGAUUCCAGAGGCCAAUCGCCAGCCGAAGCCGAAUUCAACUUUCUGGAACACGCGAAACGGCUCGAACUGUAUGGAGUCGACAUGUAUGAGGCGAAAGGAUGGAAAAGGGCUUCCCAUUGGUCUCGGCGUAAAUUCCGUGGGAUUCAAAGUGUUCCAUGAAGGAAUGAAGGUUCAUUUCUAGAAAUUCUGUGGAUUUGUAGUGAAAAUUGACGUCUUCAGAAAAAUUUACAGGUUUAUAGGAGUUUUAUAAAGGUUCCUAGAAGAAUCUUAUAUUGUUUGAAUUGUUUAUUCGAGAAAAAAAACCAACUUUGAGGUGCCGGAAAGGUUGAAGAGUGGUCUCUAUAGGGGUUAGGGAAAAAAAAAGCCUAGAGGGGAACCUUCAAGGGACCCUAUAGGGACCACUUUGGCAUUCCUCAUUUUUUUUCUUCUAAAAGAGUAGAUACUGUAGAUUUUCUUGCAGAUCGUAGAUAGAUACUGUAGAUUUACUUGCAGAUCAACGAAUUCGCGUGGAGCCACAUCAUGAAGAUCAGCUUCAAGAAGAAGCUCUUCUACCUUCAAGUUCGGACGGAUGAUCAGCUGGUAGGAUAACCUUUUGUAAUGAAAAAGCAAAAAAAAAAAAAUGAUCAGAUGCUUCUUAAGAAUUCUAGAAUGGUCCCUAUAGGGUUUCGGGGAAAAAAACCUCUAUAGGGGUCCAAAAAGGGGUCCCUAUAGGGGUUCAAUAAAUGGUCUUUAAGUCCUAAAGCUUAAGGGGUCCCUACAGUGGUCUCUUGACUUUUCGUUCUGAUUUGAAAGCUCAAAAGUCGUACAGGGACCACCAGUAUGCUCCCCUAGAGUGACCACUUCUGAAAGGUUCAGUGCCUCCUAUAGGGGCAGGAAAAGUGGUCCCUAAAGGGCUAGCUCGAAUUAUUUAAAUUAAGAAGAAGUGAUGGUUAUACGAGUUGAUGGGUCAUUUCUACCAGAAAACCUCUGAGAAAAGCCAAAGUGAACACUUAAGUGUCUCCAACAUACCUAGGGAUGCCAGAGGGGACCCUGAAGAGGUUAGGGAAUAACAGUCCUUUCAGGAGGAGUUCUCCCUAAAAGGGGCUGAAACUUAGGUGGGCCCUAUAGGGGUUCAAUAAAUGGUCCUUAGGCCCUAAAGCUUAAGGGGUCCUACAGUGGUCUCUUGACUUUUUCGUUCUGAUUUGAAAUUUUUUUCAGGUUUUUAUUAAAUUACGAUUUCCAAUUUUAUGUUUUUUUGUUUAAAAAGUUUACGUAAAAUUCGCGAAAAUAGUAUUUCAAAAUAAAAUCCAUAUACAAAGAAACCUAAUUUUUUUAUAGCGGCUCCAAAAAAAUCAAAAAAAUUAUUUUUUUGAACCAAAAAAAGUGUCAUUUUUUGAAACCGUUAAAAUAAUUUUUAAUCAAUUUCGAAUCUCCAUCUAACUUCCGAGUUUUUCAGCAAGACACGGUACUGAUUUUCAACGUGUGCUCCCCGCCGGCCUGCAAGCAACUCUGGAAAUGUUGCAUCGAACAACAUUCGUUUUUCCGUCUCAAAGCACCUCCGAUAGCCCCGCAGAAACGGUUUUUCCUCAUUGGCAGCAAAUUUCGCUACAGGUUCGUUUCAAAAAAAAAGUUCACAAGAAAAAAAAGGAGGUCCUAAAGUACACUCCAGCCUAGUACCAUCAAAAUUUCAACCUGGAGGGGGUUCCUUUAUAGGCAAAGUCGAGAAGGGUUCAAAGGUUCUAUAGAAAUGUUCUUUUAGGGGGGACAAAGAUCCCUUUUUUGGUGCCUUUUUGCGCCAUUUUCUCAGCCCUUAUGCACCAUUUUUGCUGCCUCCUUCUAUUUCCAUCAUUUCUUGAGCCUUUCAAAUCCCAGGAAAAUGGAAGGCUCGAUGAAGGACUCUUUUUGCUGCCCUUUUGCUGCCUUUUUUCUGCCUUUCUGUGGCUUUUUCGCUGCCUUUUUGUUGCCUUUUUGCUGCCUUUUGCUGCCUUUUUGCUCCCUUUUUUGAGCCUCUCCCUUUUAGCAACUACUGUCCACCAUUCCGACCUUGCCCGAGUUCAUGUUCGCUUUUCAAAGCUAAUGAUCCAAUUUUUUGCUUACUUUGCAUUAUUUUUUCCCAAAAAAGUAGAAUAAUAUCUUUUGAGAACAAUGAAAAUAUUCGAGAAACAGGAAAAUUGAGUUUUUCAGCGGCAGAACCGAAUAUCAAACGGUUGAAGACUUGAAGCAGAAGCCGACCAUCGUCUACAGGGAUUUCCACAGGUUUAUUUUUUCCUUCUAAGCUAAAUUUUUGGGAUAGAAAAUUCCUUAUUCGCCAGUCAUUCAACCUAUUUUGACCCGAAAAAAUUGGUUCGAAGUACCGAAUUUCCGAUCUUUGACGUCCCUCGGCUCAAAAAAAUAAGGAAGAUUUUUUUCAAAACUUCAAAUUUUAAGGUCUUCAAAAAAAUACUAGAUUUGCUGCUGAUUCCAUACCCUAUUCGUAUAUACCUUAUUCGCCCGUCUUUGUCCCGAUUUAGACCCGAAAAAACUGGUUUGAAAUACCGAAUUUACGGCCCUUCAUGUCCCUCGGCCUAAAAACGUAUCAGAAAAUUUUUUCAAAACUUCAAAUGUUAAGGUCUUGAAAAAUACUGGAAUUUUCACUAGUUUCAAGAAUACCCUAUUCGCCCGUCCUUUUCCCGAUUUUGGCCCGAAAAAAUAGGUCUGAAAUGUCGAAUUUUUUGUCCGUCUUCGGUCCAAAAACUUCGACUAAAACGCUUAUUGGACUUUUUCCAACUCAUUAGACGAACAGACAGUACAAACCAACUACCCAACACAACAAUUAAACAAACAAUAACAAGGGGCGGAAAAUGGCCGUGGAAACGAGAAACGCUCAUUUAUCCGAAUCGCGCGCCAACGCACACACAAAAGAAUGAUUGGCUUGAAACGGCGCAAUUCCACAUAAAAUUUGAUAGUGCCCUGGUCGGUCCCCCCUGCUGUGCGUAGACGACACAAGAAACCCUCCGAAAUUUACAGAUCCCACAGCAAAUCUUCCCUGCUUCGAUCGACGUUCUCCAGCGGGGCGACGCCGUCACUCGAUUCCUCCUCCCACGCCUUCACCCCGACGACGACGUCGUCUCCCGACGUCUUGGCUUCUAAUUCGUUGACGUUCGUUCCUUACUCUUCAGGGGCUUAGAAACCCUAGAAUGGUCCCUAUAAAGGCAACAUUAGGGGCUCUCAGAGGGUCCACUAUAGGGGUCACUAAGGUAGAGACCGCAGAGCCACGCCCCUUUUUGCGAUGGUGAAAUGCACUGAUUUUUUAGAUUUUGUGUUUGAUGUUUUCGUAAAAGCACAAUACUGAACCAAACACAGAGAAAUUUGGUGGAAACAUAGAGAAAACCUUCCUCUUUAAUCUGAUAUACUUUUCUCCCGAUUUUCGUAGCGUUUUAGCGGAAUGUCGUACAAAAAACCAAAACUACUUUUUUUCUUCGGGUUUUUAACCUAGUUCCAUGUCGUUGGCGCCUUUUUUUAUUUUCGAAUUCGAUUUUUAAGUGAAAAACAAAUCUUUUAAGACAAAAAAAUUAAAAUUUUUACGGUGCCUAAUCUUCGUGAGGCCGCGCAAAGUUGAAAAUGUUGUACUCGGUUUCGAGAGCGUGUAAGUAGAAAAUUUUUAUUUUAACUUGUGGAUUAAAUUGUAACUAAAAUUUUAUUAAUAUAAAACUUAUUCCGAAAACUUUGUUUUCUGAGAAAAAAUAGACAGUGAAAAUUUCGAAAUUUAUUUUAACAUGGUUAGAUGUCGUUGGCGCCUUUUUUUAUUUCUUAAAUAUUAGCGUAUUUCAAUUUUCAAUCAAUUAAAAAAAUAAAAUAAAAAUUUUAGCGGUGCCUAAAAGUUUAAUUAUUGUUAACUUGAAGCCAACGUUUAAAAUAACAAAAAACACCGAAAACGGAAGCAUUUUGAACUGAAUCUCUAUGAAUAAAUUAUUUUUAGGUGGUCCGAACACACGUGACUAAUAAUUGUUCAACUAUCAUAACUUUUUUUUAAACAAGAUAGUCGGUAAAUGCUGUACUUUGAGGUGAAGUGGUGUAUAGCGCGAACGCCUUCCAUCUCCGAGGGAUGUGUGUGGAGCAGCGCAAGUGCCCUUGCAUACAGUUUUGAUAUCGCGAGUUCAAUCCUCGCAGCGGCCAUUUUUUUUUAUUUUUCAAGAAAAAAUAGCUUUUCUCUUCAAACUUGUGGUUUUAUACUGUUUUAAUGACUUAUUACGACUUUGAAAACCGAACUAAACUACUAAAAAAUUUAAAUCCGAUAUGAAAACAAAAUGAACGACCAAAAGUGUAAAAUCUAAACUUUCAGUACUAAAUUUCGCGACUUUUUUCACUACUGUUUUGACCAUAACUUUUUUCUCAACCUUUUUCGAAAAACUAAACUGUUUUGAAUAGUAAAUUAGAGCAGCUAUCCAACCAUAGUAAUAUUGAAGUUCGAAAAAAAUUUUUUUGAAAAUUCGUCUGCGGUCCCUACACUAAGGCUUGCAGAAGUGGUCCCUAUAGGGGACAUGCUAGUUGAUAAUUUUUAAGAACUCUAUUCAAAGAAGGAUUUCCCUGCGAAAAACUAAGAAAAAACUUUUUUAAGAGAUAGAGACCACCUUGAUUUUACCCCUAUAGGGACCACUUUUCCGUUCCCUAUAUGAGCUUUUUUCCCGUAACCCCUCUAGGGACCACUCUAAAAUUCCUAAGGGGGGGAGGAGGUUCGUUUUUGACAACCUUAGAUUUCCAGGGGCUAGGAACUCUAGAAUGGUCCCUACAAAGGCAUUUUUAGGGAACCUAUGGAGGACCCCUCUAGGAACCCCUUCACAAACCCCUACAGGGUCCACGAAAGCUUGCAAAUAAGGUGCCUAUAGGGAACAUGCCAGUCGAUAAUUUUUCCCUAUAGGGUCCACUUAAGCUUCAGGGGCUGAGGGGUCAGAUCCUGAACCCUAUAGGGGCCACUUUUACGAUCCCUAUGGGGUCUGUUUUCCCCCGUAACCCCUAUAGAGACCUCUCGAAAGUUCCUGAAGGGGGGUUAAAUAGCUUACUUCUUCUGGAGAAUCAAGGUCGAAAGGGAGAAGGUCGGGAAUCAAAGAUAGGCGGAAUUCUGUUUGGAAAUACAUGAACUUUUGUUAAACAGUCUUGGGGGCGGAGUGGUCCCUAUAGGGAAAAGAAAUACCGCGAAAAGACAGUCCCUAUAGUGGGCAAAAAGGGGCCCCUAUAGGGGUAAAAUUAUGGUGGUCCCUUUUACGGGGUUCUAGGUUUGAUCCUCUCCCCACUUGAGAUUUUUAAAGAUUGACCCCCCUUCAAAGCUCAAGUGGUCCCUAUAGGACCUUAACUUUUUGUACUUUUCAUUAAAUUAACGUUCAUUCGAUGAGUUUUUCGCAUGGAAACGCUUCUGCUCAUAGGGAUCAUAGAAUGUUCGUCCCUAUAGGGGCCACUAGCAAAAACCCUUAUAGGAAGAGGUAAAGAGAUCCCUAGAGAGAAAUCUUCAAGGGGUCCUGAUUUUGCUCCUAUAGGGACCGCUCUGGACUUUAUAACACUCUAGAAAAAAAUUUUCUGCGCUUUUUUUCAAAUUUUUUUAUUCAAAACAAAUCCAUUCUGUUUUCUCUGAAAAAAAUGCUCGUUUUUUAUUUUCAAGUGGCUGGCGUAAGUGGUCCAGGCCCAUUAAUAAGUGAUUGGCCGUGAGCCACUUUUCGAUGGAAAAUGUCCCGCUUUUAGCUCCUUUUUAGAGUGGUGUGAAUGGGAGUGAUUUACUUUUUUUUCAGAAACGGCCAAGCUCUCGCCAGAAAGCUCAUCUCGGCGUCACGUCGGACCGCGACGGAAGCUUCGACGACGUCGACGGAGAACGGCUACUAUUCAGACGGCGUGGCGGCGACGUCGCCGCGCCACGUCCGCGACGUCCGCCAUCAUCCGAGGUACGUUUCCAAUUCGACGUCCCUCUGCUUUGAUUGUUUAUUUACCGGCGGCCGGGGGGUGUCUUGUUUGGUUUGGCCUUACGGCGGCCGGCCUUCAUUUGCUCUGCUCGGCCAGCGGUCACCUUGGUUCACAAACCCAAGGGGUCACUUGAGGGGUCGCCGCGGGAUGUUUUGA